AUGUCAACCCCAGCUAGAAGAAGACUUAUGCGUGAUUUUAAACGUAUGCAACAAGACCCACCAAGUGGUGUAUCAGCAUCUCCAUUACCAGAUAAUGUCAUGAAAUGGAAUGCAGUUAUUAUAGGACCUUCCGAUACUCCAUUUGAAGAUGGGACAUUUCGAUUAUUAUUACUGUUUGAUGAACAAUAUCCUAAUAAACCACCUCAAGUUAAAUUUGUUUCAGAAAUGUUUCAUCCUAAUGUAUAUGCAAGUGGGGAAUUAUGUUUAGAUAUUUUACAAAAUAGAUGGUCACCUACAUAUGAUGUUAGUUCGAUAUUAACAUCGGUUCAAUCAUUAUUAAAUGAUCCUAAUAUUUCAUCUCCAGCAAAUGUUGAAGCAGCAAAUUUAUAUAAAGAUCAUCGAUCUCAAUAUGUGAAAAGAGUUAGAGAAACAGUGGAAAAUAGUUGGAAUGAUGAUGAUGAUGAGGAGGAGGACGAUGAUGAGGACGAUGAUGAGGAUGACGAGGAUGAGGAUAAUAUAGAGGAGGAUUAA
Messenger RNA from Candida dubliniensis CD36, 531 nucleotides. RefSeq names its product E2 ubiquitin-conjugating protein (gene RAD6). Gene Ontology annotation, cellular component: HULC complex. Gene Ontology annotation, molecular function: ubiquitin conjugating enzyme activity. Gene Ontology annotation, biological process: proteasome-mediated ubiquitin-dependent protein catabolic process; protein polyubiquitination; DNA repair. Lineage: Eukaryota; Fungi; Ascomycota; Pichiomycetes; Serinales; Debaryomycetaceae. The transcript is spliced from 3 exons. The coding region runs from base 1 to 531 and encodes 176 amino acids. The record is from RefSeq and is a predicted model, not a curated record.